This is a messenger RNA of Prorocentrum cordatum, 2347 nucleotides long. The record is from the annotation of a GenBank genome assembly. Lineage: Eukaryota; Dinophyceae; Prorocentrales; Prorocentraceae.
GGUAUUUUGCAGCAUCUCCUCCUGUGGCACCUGGAGGCGCGGCCCCGACCGCGCGCCCGGGCCCGAUCUCCUCUCCUGGUGCCGCCGCGGACAGCUGGCGCAUCUCCGCACGGCUCCGCCGGAAGCCCGCGGGCCCCGCGCGACCGCCGCACCGCCGAGAGGCCCCCUCGCAGCAUGAGCGCACGCCUCGCCGGGGUGGCCCUCCUGGCCGUGGCCGCGCGCGCGGAGCGGCAGGCCCCUCGCGCCCCCGGGGGGUGCGAGGCGCCCCGGCGCUGGCGGCCCGCUCCGGCGCCGCAGCUGUCGCUCAUCCAGGCGGGCCGGCCCUCCCUCGGGCUCGCGCAGCCGCAGCCCUCCUGCCUGCCGCCCGGGCAGUGGCCCGACGUCGACGGCGGCGUCACCUGCGGCGGCUGCACGGCGCUGGUGCGCACGGCGCCGUACGGCGGCCGCUGCGACAGGUACUGCGAGAGCUUCCAGCACGUGUGCGCGGCAGCUGCCGAGGAGGCCGCCGAGAGCUGCGGCGUGCUGUACGAGGCCCGGUGCGACGCGGAGAUCGCGGGGACGUCGGACAUGCUCUGCACGUGCUCCUCCCGGCGCCCGACGUCCGCGGGCGGGGCCGCCGGCGGCGCGGCGGGCCCGCCGGCCGCGGGGGAGUGCUGGGGCGAGCUCCCGGGCCUGGCCGCCGAGGAGGGCGAGGACGCCGGGGUGGCCUGGACCUCCUCGGAGGAGCGGUGCCGGGCGGCCUGCCAGGCCGAGGGGGGCUGCUUGAGCGCUAGCUUCUGUCCGCAGUGGAACGGGUGCCACAUGAAGAAGAGGGCCUUCUCUGGCGGCGAGGCCACCGUGUCCAAGGGCCAGUGCAAAACCCUGUACCGUAGGAGCUGCCAGGGCGCGCCGCCACCGAGCUGGGCGCCCACUCGCGCGCCGACCCUGGCGCCGACAUUGGCGUCGACCCCAGCGCCGACCCAGUCGUCGGCCCCAGGGCCAUCGCCAGUGAGCGUGGGGGUGUGCUGGAGGGAACUGUCUGGGCUGGCAGCGGACGAGGGGGAUCAAGUGGGACAGACAGUCUACACCUCCUCGGUGGCCGAGUGCAGGGCGGUCUGCGACGGGAGGGCGGACUGCCGCAGCAUCACCCUGUGCCCCCAGUGGGGCUCGUGCUGGAUGAAGGCCAGGGCCUUCGCUGGCAGCGAGGCCACGGUCUCCAAGGGCGAGUGCCAGACCUACUUCAAGGCACCUGGCGGCGGCUGCGACGCCUCUGCCCAGCCGACCACCGCGCCAGCCUCGGCGGGGAAGGUCAGGGUCGUCACCUACAACCUCUUCUGGUGGAAUGCCUUUGGCAGCAACCGCUGGUCUGCUGGCGAGAGCGUCCUGAGGAACAUCCGGGAUAACCUCGGCUCGGCCCUCCUGGGCGUGCAGGAGUGCGACGACCCGUCGCUUGUCCAGCAGAGCACCGGCUACCAGCCCGCUUCCUCCUUCGCUGGAGCCCAAGGAACCUUCGUCGACGGCGGUCUGUUCGAGGUGUCCCGCGAUGUUGGGGCUACGGGAUACCAGGACCUCCAGGCGAGGGGGAAGUGGGGCCCGCGCUACGCAACGUGGGCACGGGUGUCGCACAAGCCCACCGGCCGCAGCAUUUGGCACUUCAACACGCAUUGGUGCGUUCACAACGGCAACGGCCACACCUGCACCUGGGAGACUCGCCUCGCUGGGGCGAGGAACAUGGUCAACCUCAUCAGGGAGAAGGCGGGCACACGAGGCGGGGCCCUGCGGGACCCCGUCGUCAUCACGGGCGACUUCAACCUCGGCGUGAACGAGGCGGGGAUGCGGCACCUUCUCGACAACGGCUUCUCCUUGGCCAAGUAUGACAGGCCCGACUUCGUCCUCUUCUCGACCCCGCACUUCCGACUGCUCAGUUCGGGCAUCGGCGAUUCUGCUGGAAGCGACCAUUCGCCUGUCUUUGCAGAGCUGGAGUUUGUGUGAUAUCCCGACGGAACCAUCGCAUACACUGUACAAAACAAAUUUCACGAGCGUUUCAAUUCUUACGUGUCAGACGUGCACCUAUUCCAACCUCCAGGUAGCCUGACCAGCCAAGGCACAGCAUCGGCAGUUGGCUGCGCAACUUUGAGGUGCGCUGCAGACUCGCACAGUACAGGAAUUUCAAGGAAUUGGCACUGCCUCUGCGCAUCCUGCACGACAGGCGAGCUCCUCAGCAGCGGGCGACCGCCAGCACUCCGCUUGCCGAGGGGCAGCCUGCCGCCGCGUUACAGAUAGGAUUCCGCCUCGGAAGGCGCUGCUUGCCGCGCGUACCCCCGGCACGCUGUACCCUCGCGGCUCAGGAGGAGAAAAGCACACAGAC